AAUAGAGAUGUAGGGUAUCGAAUCCGAAUCCUAUUCCUCUCGCAUGCAAAGCGAGUGCUGUAGAGCUACUCUUAUUUUAUUCUUCGACAUUUUGUUUGAGUAUCGAUUGGUGUUCAAGUUCCACACUCGAACGUUUCUGCUUGUCGGCCAAGAAAGAUUUUAAUAAGAUUUUUCUCAAUGAAAACAGCAAAAAUCCAAAUCCAUUUUCUCAUCUCUUACGUAAGAUUCCACUUCCCAAUUUCACUCCACCAUUAAUUUAAACCUAAUCUCUCUCCUUUCUCCAUCACUCGCUCUUCACUUUCGCCACUUCCCUAAAUGGAUAACCCCACCGGCGCCGUCCUCUUCACCACCAUCGGCCUCCAACAAUACGGCUUCGAUAUCUUCUCUGUUCCACUCAAUUCUCCCACCACCGAACACCGCCUCACCGAUGGAAUCUCCGUCAAUUUUAACGCUCAAUUUCUAGAUAACCAACUUUCCGUCGUCUUCAUCUCUGAACGCUCCGGCUCCUCUCGAAUUUACCUCUCCGAUUCCCCUAAUUCCGCCCCUAAAUUGCUCCCUUCCGCCCCCGGAAGCUUCUUUCACGACCGACCCAUCGUCAGAAAUGAUCGACUCUUUUUCAUCUCUGCUCAUGAAAACCCCCAAAAGCCCUUCACGAGCUGGUCUGCUCUGUAUUCCACUUCGUUGGACGGUGGCGAUUCGAUUACCCGGCUGACUCCUCCUGGCUCCGUCGAUUUCAGUCCGGCGGUUUCAAAAAGUGGGAAGUUUGUGGCGGUUGCUUCUUAUGAAUCUCGUUCUUGGGGCGGCGAAUUUCACGAACUCCACACAGCAAUUGUUGUUUUUAAAUCUUCUGACCCAAAUCGUCGGGUUGUGGUUGCCGGUCGGGGUGGAUGGCCGUCGUGGUCCGGUGACUCCACUGUCUUCUUCCACCGGAAGGCCGACGAUGGGUGGUGGAGCAUUUUCAAAGUGGAGAUUCCUGAAAAACUCGAUUCCUCCGUUUCCUCUGUUUCCCCGGUUCCGAUCAGGGUCACUCCGGCGGGUCUCCAUUGCUUCACUCCGGCUGCCCUGAACGACAGCAAACGACUUGCCGUUGCUACACGAAGAGCCGACAGUAAAUUCCGACACAUCGAAAUUUUCAAUUCCGAAUCGGACGAAUUCAUCCCAAUUACCCAGAAAUUGAAUCCCGAUUUCCAUCAUUACAACCCAUUUAUCUCGCCCGAUUCCAAUUCCAUCGGGUACCACCGAUUCCGCGGCGAGUCAGCUCAGAGCGAGUUAACAAUUCCAUAUCUCGACCCGGUAAUUUCCCCAAUUAAAGAACUCCGUAUGAUCCGAAUAAACGGCUCGUUCCCAACGCCGUCACCCGACGGCGAUUUAAUCGCGUUUAAUCCCAAUUUCAACGGAUUACAAAUCAUCAAAUCGGACGGUUCAAAAUGUUGGACCGUUUUAAAAGAUCGAACCGCUUUUUACAAUUCGUGGAGCCCAUCGGAAAAAAACGUGAUUUACACUUCGUUAGGGCCCAUUUUCGGGGAGGUAACAGUGACGGUUCAGAUUGCUCGGAUCACGAUCAACUCUGAUGAUCUCAACAGUGGUGAUGGUGAUGAAGUUGCCAGUGAAGUGAAGAUUCUCACAAAAGACGACACCGGAAACAACGCCUUUCCGGCGUGCUCGCCGGAUGGUAAGUUUCUGGUCUUCCGAUCCGGUCGGUCGGGACACAAGAAUCUUUACAUCAUCGACGCCGUGAACGGCGAGUUUGACGGCGAAUUACGACGGUUGACCGACGGACCGUGGAUCGACACGAUGCCAAGUUGGUCGCCGACGGGAGAUCUCAUAGUAUUUUCUUCAAACAUGCAUAAUCCAAAAAACACCGAAGCAUUUAGUAUUUACGUCAUUAGACCCGACGGUUCGGGGUUGAGGAGAGUACACGUUGCUGGACCGGAAGGGUCUAGUGACGUGGGUAGAGAGAGGAUUAACCACGUGUGUUUUAGUAGGGACGGGGAAUGGCUUUUAUUUACGGCGAAUUUGAGUGGGGUGACAGCGGAGCCAGUGUCUUUCCCCAAUCAGUUUCAGCCUUAUGGCGAUUUGUUUGUGGUGAGAUUGGAUGGAACCGGGUUGAGGAGGCUGACGUGGAAUGGAUAUGAAAACGGGACUCCUACGUGGUAUUAUGGGAGUGAGCUGGCGCUUUAUGGGUUGAGUUUGAAAGAUGAGGUAGUUGGUGAGAAGUUGAAAGGAGAGUUUGAUGAACCGCUUUGGAUAACGUUUGAUUGAUAUAUGUGCCACGUGGAUUUUUUUUUUUUUUUUUUUUUUUUUUUUAAGAUUUGGUUGAAUUCUAAAAUAAAAAAGGAACAUUCUAUACAAUUGAAUUUUGGUUGAUAGCAUUCCAACUUUCCGAUGGGAAUGUAUAAUUUUAGGCUUGACUAUACGUGUGGUUUAUGAGUUAUAUUGUUUCAUCAAUGUAUGUCUUUUCACAAAUAAUCAAAUCCAAGAAAAGACACUACUAUUUAAAUUGUCAUUAAUUAAUAUAUAAAUAUAUAUUUUCUCCAAUUUGUAUUUGAA
Benincasa hispida (wax gourd) is the source of this 2550-nucleotide messenger RNA. Its product is annotated as tolB protein-like protein. The record is from RefSeq and is a predicted model, not a curated record. Lineage: Eukaryota; Viridiplantae; Streptophyta; Magnoliopsida; Cucurbitales; Cucurbitaceae.